UCGGACCGGUCCGGCAGGUUUGUGCGGCAGAGCAGACGAGGCAUCUGGGCAGAAGGGCAGCAGGGCGGGGAGCACAGGCGCCUCUACAAGCAGGAAGAACAGGGAAAUAUGGUGCUCUGACACAGCGCCCAGGACAUCGACCGAGGCUUUACAACUGUUUUAAAACAAAUCUGCGGGGGUGCCUGAGGUCCUAAGAUGAGUCGGCGGGGGGUGACCUGGCAGGGCACCCACGGGCCCAAUGAUGAGGUCAUGCCAUACAGUGACGAUGAGACGGAUGAUGAACUGGAUGAGACCUCUGAAAGUGAAGCAGAGGAGGAGCCAGAAGUCCCACGUCCCCCAGUGGUACCAAGACCUGGUGAUAUCAACUGGAGGGUUAAAGCCAAUGAUCGGGCCUAUCAUCAGUUGCCGGAGUUCCAGAGAAAAGUCUUUAUGUGCAUCAAAAAGAGCAAAUAUUCUGGAAACGGCAUCAAGACGUACAAGUACAAUGUUCUCACCUUCAUCCCUCUCAACCUGUAUGAGCAGUUUAAGAGAGCAGCCAACCUCUACUUCCUGGCUCUGCUCAUUUUACAGAUCAUUCCAGACAUCUCCACUCUGCCCUGGUACACCACCCUGAUUCCUCUCGUUGUGGUAUUGGGAAUCACUGCAAUCAAAGACCUGGUGGAUGAUUUGGCACGUCACAGAAUGGACAAGGAAAUCAACAACAGGAAGUCUGAGGUCCUGCUUGAUGGAAGGUUUCAGCCAUCCAAGUGGAUGAAUAUCCAGGUUGGAGAUGUGGUUCGUCUCAAGAAAAAUGAUUUUAUUCCGGCUGACAUCCUUCUGUUAUCCAGCUCCAACCCAAACAGCCUGUGUUACGUAGAGACGGCUGAGCUCGACGGAGAGACCAACCUGAAGUUCAAGUUGGGGCUCAGAGUCACGGAUGAGCGGCUGCAGGAGGAGCGACAGUUGGCAGAGUUUAACGCACUGAUUGAAUGCGAGGAGCCGAACAACCGUCUAGACAAGUUCACAGGGGUGAUGCGCUGGAACGGGGACCGUUACCCUCUAGAGUUGGACAACAUGCUGCUCCGUGGCUGCAAAAUUCGCAACACGGAGGAGUGUCACGGGCUCGUCAUCUUUGCAGGAGCGGACACAAAAAUCAUGAGGAAUGGUGGCAAAACACGGUUCAAGAGGACCAAAAUUGAUGAGCUCAUGAACUACAUGGUUUACACGAUCUUUGCCCUGCUCAUUCUGGUGGCAGCGGGUCUGGCCAUCGGCCACACCUUCUGGUACAAGGACAUCGGCUCUAAGGCCUGGUAUCUGUACGACGGCAAGGAUCAAGAUGCUUCCUAUCGAGGGUUUCUCAGCUUCUGGGGAUACAUCAUCGUUCUCAACACCAUGGUGCCCAUUUCACUUUACGUCAGUGUGGAGGUGAUUCGUCUGGGCCAGAGUAAGUUCAUCAACUGGGACCUGCAGAUGUAUUUCCCCGAGAAGGACACGGCUGCUAAGGCUCGGACCACCACCCUGAACGAACAGCUCGGUCAGAUCCAGUACAUCUUUUCUGACAAGACGGGAACGCUGACGCAGAACGUCAUGCAGUUCAAGAAGUGUACCAUCGGCGGACGCAACUACGGUGAUCCAACCACUGCAGAGGGAGUGUCGCUGGACAGAGGAAGGCCGGUGGACUGGAGUUGGAAUCGCUAUGCUGACAAAAAGUUCCAGUUUAUGGAUAAUUUGCUGGUUGCUAACAUCCGGUCCCAGAAGGACAAAGACGCGCUGGAGUUCUUCAAGCUGCUGUCGCUCUGCCACACAGUCAUGGUGGACAACAAGGACGGUGACCUGGUGUACCAGGCUGCGUCUCCUGACGAGGGCGCUCUCGUGACAGCAGCCAGGAACUUGGGCUUCGUGUUCCUGUCCCGCACGCAGGACACCAUCACCAUCAAUGAGAUGGGGCGGGAAGCCACCUACGACAUGCUGGCGCUGCUCGACUUCAACUCGGACCGGAAGCGGAUGUCUAUCGUUUUGAGGUUUCCCGAUGGCCGUAUUCGUCUGUACUGUAAAGGAGCUGACACCGUUAUCUAUGAGCGCCUCUCCCCGAACUCCAGACACAAGGAGAGCACCCAGAACUCUCUGGACAACUUUGCCAAUGAGACCUUGCGGACGCUGUGCUUGUGUUACAAAGACAUUAGUGCCAGUGAGUUUGCAGCCUGGUCCAGGAGGCACAAGGAGGCCCAGGUGAACAUGGAGGACAGAGACGCUGCCCUGGACCAGGUGUACGAGGAGAUUGAGAAAGAUCUGAUGCUGAUUGGAGCAACAGCUAUUGAGGAUAAACUACAGGAUGGUGUUCCAGAAACCAUCGCCAAGCUGGCCAAGGCUGACAUCAAGAUCUGGGUCCUGACUGGAGAUAAAAAAGAGACUGCAGAGAACAUCGGAUACUCCUGCUCACUUCUGACGGACGACAUGCAGAUCCACUACGGAGAAGACGUAAAUGAGAAGCUGGGAAUGCGUCAGGCCAACAGACGAAAUCAAGCAGCUCCAAAUUUGACACGGGGCAAAAAGAAACCCGCAGAGCCGUUCUUCACUGAGCCUGGCAAGAACGCGCUCAUCAUCACUGGAGGAUGGCUGAACGAAAUUUUGUAUGAAAAGAAGAAGAAACGUCGCCGCCUCCGUCUUCGGCGUUUGGGAAAGCGCUCUCCUCCCAGCAACCCUCAAGACGGCCAACCAAUGGAUGACUUGGAGAAAGAGAUGAGACAGAUCGACUUUGUGGACAUGGCCUGCGAGUGCGAGGCAGUAAUCUGCUGUCGCGUCACUCCAAAACAAAAGGCCAACGUGGUGAGCUUGGUGAAGAAGUACAAGAAGGCUGUGACUCUGUCCAUCGGAGAUGGAGCCAAUGAUGUCAACAUGAUCAAGACUGCGGACAUCGGCGUGGGCAUCAGUGGUCAGGAGGGGAUGCAGGCCGUCAUGUCCAGCGACUAUGCCUUUGCUCAGUUCCGUUACCUGGAGCGCCUCCUGCUCGUUCACGGCCGCUGGUCCUACAUCCGGAUGUGCAAGUUCCUGCGUUUCUUCUUUUUCAAGAACUUUGCCUUCACCUUGAUCCAUUUCUGGUUCUCCUUCUUCAGUGGAUACUCCUCACAGGUGGCCUACGAAGACUGGUUCAUCACCCUCUACAACCUCGCCUACAGCAGCCUUCCUGUUCUACUAGUCGGACUACUUGACCAGGAUGUGAAUGACAGGCUAAGCCUCAAGUUCCCCCAGCUCUACCUGCCGGGCCAGAAGGGGAAGUUGUUCAACUUCAAGAAUUUCUUCAUCAGCUUAUUCCACGGCAUCUUCGUCUCGCUCAUCAUCUUCUUCAUCCCUUACGGCGCUUUCCUGCAGACCAUGGGGCAGGACGGAGAGGCUCCCUCUGACUACCAGUCCUUUGCUGUUGUAACUGCCUCAUCUUUGAUUUUUACUGUCAACCUGCAGAUCUCUCUGGAUACGUCUUACUGGACCUUUGUGAACUGCUUUGCUGUGUUGGGCAGCAUAGCCAUCUACUUUGGGAUCAUGUUUGAUAUCCAUAGUGCUGGAAUCCAUGUCAUCUUCCCCUCCAUGUUUACCUUCACAGGUGCAGCAUCAAAUGCCCUGCGUCAGCCCUACCUGUGGUUGACCAUCGUCCUCACAGUGGGCAUCAGUCUGCUGCCCGUCAUCUGCAUCCAGUUCCUCUAUAAAAGCAUCUACCCAUCUGUAGGAGACAAGGUGCAAAGAAACAGGAAGAAGUAUGAAAUGGAGCUGGAGGAGGAUGCAAAGAAAAAGCCGACACCUUUCCAGCGAGGCAGGCGUUCCCGUCGCUCCGCCUACGCCUUCUCUCAUUCCCAGGGCUACGCUGAUCUCAUCUCAUCUGGGCGGAGCAUUCGACGGCGCCCACCUAUCCGAGGUGGACCCCAGGACAGCAUAAGGGAGUUUCCCCAGAGAGAGGCUGAAAAUAUCUGAGGAGUAGCUGAGUGUGCGACAGCAAAGCUGGGGAGUGGAAGGGGGGUUGGGGGGUUCUCAAGCUUUUACAGAUGAAAUGAGGAGCCCGGGUUGGGACCAAAAUGUUGCUGAAGACUUGAAUGAAAUGCUCCCAAGUAAUGUUUGCUCCCGUCUGUGACCUAGACUCGCUGUAUCUUGUUGAUCUCUAUGCACAGACUCUAAGAGAAAAACAAGUAAACCCAAGGGGCUCAAUCUGAACCCAAGGGACAACUGCUGUUACUGGAGUUCCAGGUCAUUGUCAGUCAGUGUGACCAAUGCUGCUGUUUAACUCAGGAUUGUUCUUGUUUUUUU
Cololabis saira (Pacific saury) is the source of this 4272-nucleotide messenger RNA. RefSeq names its product ATPase phospholipid transporting 8B1 (gene atp8b1). The coding region runs from base 196 to 3942 and encodes 1248 amino acids. Gene Ontology annotation, cellular component: plasma membrane. Gene Ontology annotation, molecular function: magnesium ion binding; ATP binding; ATPase-coupled intramembrane lipid carrier activity. Gene Ontology annotation, biological process: Golgi organization; phospholipid translocation. The record is from RefSeq and is a predicted model, not a curated record. The transcript is spliced from 30 exons. Lineage: Eukaryota; Metazoa; Chordata; Actinopteri; Beloniformes; Belonidae.